AUGCCCGCAACAAAUUUCGAAGUCGAAGGAGUAACGAUGUUUGGAUCGCGUCCCGAUGAUAGCUUUCGGUAUCAAAUCUCUCUUCAAGACGAAAAGGUGAACAUUUGGCUGGAGGACCGCUCCAGCAAAAAGCAAUGGCAAUCCGGCUUUUUGAAGAAGGAAGACUACGUGACCGCCGCGAAUGUUUUUGUCGAUGCAACGGCGGCAGACUAUGUUUCGUGCUUCCAGCAGUCUUUGGAUUGCUCAAUGGAUAAAACUGAAGAAUCGCAGCGUAAGCUGAGUACCCUGAAAGGUGGAAAAUUGCAGCUUGAUAUGAGUAUCAAACUACGGUUGCUGCAGUCUGCUCGAGACGUGAAGUAC
This is a messenger RNA of Phytophthora sojae, 360 nucleotides long. RefSeq lists its product as hypothetical. NCBI's taxonomy places the organism in Eukaryota, Oomycota, Peronosporomycetes, Peronosporales, Peronosporaceae. The transcript is spliced from 3 exons. The annotation marks the transcript as partial. The record is from RefSeq and is a predicted model, not a curated record.